AUGACAUUGUGGUAUAAUCCAUCCAGUGUGGCUGUGUGGGCGAUAAUGAAUAUCUUAAUAUGCCUAACGUCUGAAGCACUCUCGGAGGAGAGAGAAGAGCCCCACAAGUAUACGAUAGAGGAACUUAUUUCUACGCAUUUUGAAAAUAAGCAAUCAAAUGAUCUUGGAAUGGAUCCUUGUAAAGCUGGUAACUUUCAAGGGGAUAUAGCCAUUCCAGAUGUAGAUUAUUUUAAGCCAACAAACACUGCCCCUACUACAUCUAAGAUUAACAAAUCUCUUCAAGAAGAGGUAGAGAGACUUAAAAAAGAAGUUCUUUUAGAGGGACUUCAAGUAGAGGAAGAGGGUUUGCCAGAUAUAUUAAGAAAGAGAACUAAACAACCAUUGCCACUCUCUCAGGAUAAGCCUAAGAAAUAUAAUGAAGUUACUGUAUUAACUAAGGUAAUUCCACCAGGUCUAGAUAGAUCCCUUUUAAUGAAAAACGGCAAAAUACCGCCUGAAGAAGAUUUAGAUAGCAUUGAUUUUGCUUAUCAAAACAAAGCUAGUAAUAUGAACCAAAGUAUUGUAGAUAAUUUGACAGAAUCUGAAAGUUUGGAACAGGAUGGUGUACUUGUAGUAAAUAUUUCGAAUGACAACAUUUUAAAUUUAAACGAAUUCUAUCCUAAUAUUCAAUUGUCGAAUUAUUCUAACACAGUAGAUGAGAUAACAAAUAAAAUACAAAGUAACAGCCGAGAAAUAACUGGGGAUUCAAAAAACAAUAUAAAAUUUAAAGAUCUACCUGAGAAUGUGACAGUUGCUCCGGCCCCUACUAAUGGAGUCUUGCCAACUAAUGACAUAAUUGAAGAUACUGAAGAAAGUCAAAAAGUAGUCAUAAAUAAUACAAGUCCAGAAUUUAAUGAUAAAAUUUAUGAAGGCAAUGACUUAGUGAAACCAACUGAAAGCUUGCAAAGCUUAGUCGAAAAAUCAAGCCAUAGAAGGAGAAGAAGAAGACAUGGUAAUGGAAGAAGGUUAAGAAACAUUCAAUCGAGUGAGAGAUCUGGAUAUAAUACUUUGAAACAUUCUAACGAAAAUGUUAGUGUAUCUUCUCAUGACAAAAAGUUUUUUCGGCAUCAAAAAAAGCUGAAAAUCAAUGAGAAUAAAAAAUUCGAGAUACCAGAACACGAAUUUGAGGAAAAAUUCGAAGUAAAACCGCCUCCGAAAGAUAUAAUCAAUUUUACACACAGCACAGAGGGACAACCUUUCAAAGAUUGGUUUUUUCGGGACUCCGAAGAUGAUUUAGAAGCUGGCGAAAGUCAAAAUUAUAAUCAUACUGAGAUUAAAAGACGCCAUCGGACAACCAGAGCAGCAACAAAUAGAAAGGAACGUAUUUGGGAAAACGGCGUAAUUCCUUACGAGAUUGAUGGCAACUUUAGUGGAGCACACAAAUCAUUGUUCAAACAAGCUAUGAGGCAUUGGGAGAACUUUACGUGCGUCAAAUUCGUUGAAAGAGACCCUGGACUACAUAAAGACUAUAUCGUAUUCACUGAAAGACCUUGUGGUUGCUGUUCCUUCGUCGGAAAACGUGGUGGAGGCUCCCAAGCGAUCUCCAUUGGGAAGAACUGUGAUAAAUUCGGUAUAGUCGUCCACGAGCUAGGCCACGUGGUCGGCUUCUGGCACGAACACACGCGGCCCGACCGAGACAGACACGUGCAAAUCAUCAGGGACAAUAUCAUGACUGGACAAGAAUACAAUUUCAACAAGUUGACUGAAGAAGAGGUAAAUUCCCUCGGGCAAACGUACGACUAUGAUUCGAUAAUGCACUAUGCUCGGAAUACGUUUAGUAAGGGGACAUAUUUAGAUACCAUCCUACCCCUCGAAGUUCACGGCAAGAAAAGACCAGAGAUCGGGCAACGAGUGAGGCUUAGCGCGAGCGAUAUCGCCCAAACAAAUUUACUCUACAAGUGCGCAAAAUGCGGUAAGACGUUUUUGGGUAACUCUGGCUGGUUCAACUCCCCCGGUUGGGGCUCGGAGACGCCAGGCACGCCCGACCGCUGCGAGUGGAGGAUCGUAGCGACUCAUGGCGAAAGGGUCGUGCUCAAUAUCACUGAAAUUGAUAUCCACAAGUCCGACGGCUGUCGCGUAGAGUGGGUGGAAUUUAUUGAUGGGUAUAUGCCAAACUCACCUGUGCUCAGCCGUAUCUGUGGAUCUGGGAAAGGACCAAUCAUAAGAUCUACUGGAUCGCGAUUGACCGUCGUAUAUCAGCCUGGCCUGAGACCAAAACCUCACAAGGGUUUCCGAGCUCAUUACGAAGCUGUCUGUGGUGGAAAUAUAGAAGUAGAUAGCAGCGGUCACUUGGAAUCUCCUAAUUAUCCCGACGACUAUCAGCCCAACAAACUGUGCAUCUGGAGACUUUCGGUGCCACAAGAUUAUCAAGUGGCUUUAAGAUUUCAUUCAUUCGAAGUAGAAAAUCAUGACACUUGCAACUAUGAUAAAGUCAAAGUUAGAGACGGAGACUCUAUGGAUAGUCCUCUUAUAGGCAUGUUUUGUGGACACAAGAUACCCCCUGACAUAAGAUCGUCUUCCAACAAGCUGCUUGUUAUCUUCGAGUCAGAUAGUUCAGUACAAAAAGCUGGUUUUUCUGCCACCUUCAUGAAAGAAUUUGAUGAAUGCGCAUCAAUAGAUCAUGGAUGCAGUCACUCGUGUGUCAACACUCUCGGUGGAUAUGAAUGUGCUUGCGAUAUCGGUUACGAAUUGCACUCUGAUGGGAAAAAAUGCGAGAACGCAUGUGGAGGUGUUCUUUAUGGUCCUAAUGGGACCAUUACAUCUCCAUCAUUUCCCGAUUUAUAUCCACCAUCUAAGAACUGUCUCUGGGAAAUCGUCGCUCAGCCACAACACAGGAUUACGCUUAAUUUUACACAUUUUGAUUUGGAAGGCAGUAAUAAUAUGUAUCACCAGGAAUGCGAAUACGACAGUGUGACUGUACACUCAAGACUGGGUGCUGAUGUACUAAGACGUCAUGGAGCAUUCUGUGGAUCAGUUCUACCACAACCUGUUAUCUCGGAAGGAUCUGUUUUGCGAGUUCAAUUCACAUCAGACGCUUCAGUCCAUCACUCGGGUUUUGCAGCAACAUACUACAUAGACGUCGACGAAUGUGCAGACAACAAUGGCGGGUGUCAGCACGAAUGCCACAAUACUUUAGGCGGAUAUGAAUGCGCGUGUCACAGCGGCUUUACAUUACACCCGAACAAACACGAUUGUAAGGAGGGUGGCUGUAAACACGACAUCACUCAUCCUCAUGGCACUAUUUUCAGUCCGAACUAUCCAGAUACGUAUCCAUCGAGGAAAGACUGUGUGUGGCAAUUCUCAACCACUCCUGGACACCGCAUCAAGUUGAUCUUUAAUGUAUUCGAAUUGGAACCACAUCAGGAAUGCACGUACGAUCACGUUACAAUCUAUGAUGGAGCAUCAGCAGACGAAAAGACCCUGGGACGAUUUUGCGGAAGCAAACUUCCACAUCCGGUAGUGGCGUCCUACAACCAAAUGUACGUCGUCUUCAAGUCUGAUGCUUCGGUACAAAGGAAAGGAUUCUUAGCUACGUAUUCGACUUCAUGCGGAGGGUACCUAGCUGCAACAGAUACUGUGAAGCAUCUUUACUCUCACGCGAGAUACGGCCACGACUCUUACGAGUCCCGCUCACGAUGUGACUGGAGUAUUGUAGCACCAAUGGGUCAGUUUGUUAGACUCACUUUCCUCACCUUCGAUCUUGAACCAGAAGACAACUGUGGAUAUGAUUAUGUUCAAGUUUUUGGUGGGUUGGAAGGCAGUGGCGGUGACUAUGGCAGUUUUUGUGGGACUAAGAUGCCUCCAGAAAUCGUUUCAACAACAGAAGCUCUAUUAGUGAAGUUCCGUACCGACGACACUAUUGUAUUUAAGGGCUUUUCAGCAUCGUAUCAAGCAGUCAAACCUGAGCUGUGGAGUGGCGAAGAUAAUUCUGAAGGUGGAGAAGAUCUUGAUGAAGAAGAAGAUGAGCAAUUGACACCCUCAGUCAUAGGCAGAAGAGGUCUCCGAGCUCCUAUACCAAGAUUCGUCCGACGACCAACG
Brenthis ino (lesser marbled fritillary) is the source of this 4077-nucleotide messenger RNA. NCBI's taxonomy places the organism in Eukaryota, Metazoa, Arthropoda, Insecta, Lepidoptera, Nymphalidae. The record is from the annotation of a GenBank genome assembly.